CCUCGAUUCUGGGGAUCACAAACGCACUGGCAUAUCGUCGCAAUGGCACUAUGGAUGCCGUCACUGUCACUGUGACCCACACGUCUUGGUCUACGUUAUUCUCGUCACUCUCAUGCCCUACCACGACUGUGACUCUGUGCAAUGCUCAGUGCACCGCUGCACCUGCCGCAGUCGCCAACAACGCUGACGUCGUCUACGAGACAUUGUCAAACUGUCAAGCUGGACAGGUCGUCACCAUCUCUGGCACCGAAACCACUCUUGUCCAGUCGACUAGCCUGAUUGUCGAGAGGACCAUCAGCGAUCUGAUGGUAAUGCCUGGCUCGGCCACUGACAGUGGCUACACAUAUACUGCCGCGGCAACCAUCACCAAUGUCGUUCACCCUUCCUCCUUCACUGCCAAUGAAGGUCAAGUGGUUACAUGCCAGAUGGGUGUGACCACAGUCACUGGUGGUGAGGUCGUUCUCACAGAUUGCCCUUGUACGGUGCAGUCGACUGUCCUCGAAGUGACUGCGACUGGCCAUGGACCCUUACCAACUGCUCUGGUACCUUCAGUCUCAACCGAAUAUAUUGUGAAGAUCAUCUAUGUCUACAUCAUCGAAUAUAUCGUUGAUCAGAUCCCGACAACAAUCACGCGAACGGCCACCAGCACUCUUACAACUGUUCAGACAGAGACAGGGACACAGACAGAGAUUAAUACGAUCACAGCCGCGCCCACGAGCUUAAUUUGUCCUUCAAGUAUGGCAACUGUCAACAAUGUUGUCUUUAUGCUAGAAUGUGACACCUCAUAUAAUGGUGUCAUCGUCAACAACCUACGUAAACGUCAAGCUUUCAACUUGCCCGGCGUAUCUGCGGCCCUCUACUCAUGCCUCUCACAAUGCUCCAGUGAAGGAGACUGCGUAGCUCUCUCGUUUGACGAUAGCACUUCUGUGUGCAGCAUCUUGACUCAGAUUGAUGCACAGGGUCGAGUGACCGCGUCCGGAACCAUCUUUGCGACCGUUGUUUUCAGGCCCACAAGCCCUUCGGUAAGCCCCUCGGCAAGCCCUUCGGCAAGCCCUUCGGCAAGCUCCUCGACACGCCCUUCAACAAGCCCUUCGACAAGCCUUUCCGCAAGCACCUUCGCAUCAGCAAGCGCCUCGGGGUUAUCACGUCCUUUGUCGUCGACUAGCGCUUCGAUUUCUUCAGUGUCUGGGGUACGCACCAGCUCAAGGGUCAGUCCCACCGCCUUAAGCUCAACAAGUACUACUAGCGUCAGCAUCAGCUCCACCUCUGAAUCUAGUAGCAGAUCUCGCUCGAGCGGCGUCCCCUAUCCUAUCUCGAACUCUUCGCUCGAGUGUGGUUCUGCCUGUGACGAGCUCAUCUCUGGUUCCGAUAUCAAUCCCAAGCACCUUAUCCUCCCUGAACGGCUCGAGUUUCGCCAUGAGCACGCGAUCGUCUGUCUCGAAUUCGUCGGUCAUCUUCAUCCCUCAACAAGCAGCAGCUUCGUUUCGAGCACGAUAAGACCGGUUACCAACUCGUCGACAAGUGCUGCGCCAAGAACCACACCUGUCGAUCCUUUCACCAACUGUGAGGUCGCAAACGAUUUGCUGGACUAUGGCCCGGCUAGCUCUUACUGCUCCUCGAUCUACCCAGUCACUGCUUCUACGAGUCUAUUCGAUGCCACAGUCACCGAUGUUGUGACAACUACAGGUCCAGCUUCGACUGUCAUUAUGAAUGUGACCAUGUCUACGCAGACAAUCAUCCAAACAUUUGAGGCAUCUACGACCACUACAGUCAUCGUUCCGAGUGAGCUUACGAUCGAUCAAACUGUCACUUAUACCACGAUUGAAACGGCCCUACCAUUGACAACAGAGAGCAUAAACUAUCGGAAAAGACAAGUGCUACCCUCGAUUCAGGCCAGUGUUUUCUCCAGCAUCCUAGAACGUCCAUCUUCAGAUAUUGCCUUUGUAUGCUCCUGCUUACAACCUGUACCCACCAUCUCGAUCACCGAUGUCCGGACUGUCUUCAGCACAUCAACAGUCACUCCGGUCGUUAGCAACAAUGUGACAAUUGUGCCAUCAGCUAUCACUCUGCAGACUACUGAGACUGCCACGAUCACUGAAACGAUAACAACUAUCGACACCACUGUAACGCGGGCCCGCGAUGUGACUACAACCACUACUGUGCAGCUAGCGGCACCUACGCCUGCAAGCUGCAAUAACGAGGGCAUUCAAUGGUAUUGCAUCUAUGAUCUCCUGCUGCAUCCGGCACAUUUGCUGAUAUCUGUGUACAACUCCGACUAUGUUUACAGCGGCUACGAUCCAGCCGUGAUCAAAUCGAAAAAUCCCGAAUAUCAAGCUACAGCUUCCGUAUGUGGUGGACUGUACGAGAGCAACGUCGGCCAGAUCUCCAUCUACGGAAGCACCCAAACCUUCCAGUCUGACUAUUUCACCUUGAACCAUGUUGGAUAUAUCUUCGCACAAUCGAGUGGCACGUACACCUUUACCUUAAGUCAGCCCGACGAUAUCGCCUUCUUAUGGCUCGGUUCGAACGCAUACUCGGGGUGGACUCGUGCUAAUGCCGAUGCGACCGCUGUUAUUUCCAGCCAUCCUUUGGCUUCCGCUACUAUCGAUCUCGUUCAAGGACAGUACCUGCCAUUCCGUAUCGUCUUUGGUCAGGCCCANGGAGUUGUUAGCUUCUACCUCUCUGUCGCAGCUCCGGACGGUACUGUGAUCCUAAACAGUAACACUCCUAACUCGCAAUUCCUCGUCCGAUUUUCUUGCGAUGGCACCUUGGCACCUGCNUUUCCUGCCUUCGGAACGGAGACU
Molecule: messenger RNA, 2804 nt
Organism: Aureobasidium vineae
Lineage: Eukaryota; Fungi; Ascomycota; Dothideomycetes; Dothideales; Saccotheciaceae
Source: the annotation of a GenBank genome assembly